Paramecium tetraurelia is the source of this 324-nucleotide messenger RNA. RefSeq lists its product as uncharacterized. Lineage: Eukaryota; Ciliophora; Oligohymenophorea; Peniculida; Parameciidae. The transcript has 2 exons. Gene Ontology annotation, cellular component: anaphase-promoting complex. The record is from RefSeq and is a predicted model, not a curated record. Gene Ontology annotation, biological process: anaphase-promoting complex-dependent catabolic process.
AUGAUUAUACGUAAACCAACAACUAUCACUUUGAAACCAGAGGAUGAUUAUUAAGAAUAUGAGGAUUUCAAGAAAAGAUAAGAUGAAUAAAAGAAAAGCUAAAUGCAAUAAAAGAAAGAGAUGUUUACUUGGUCACAGUAAUAGCAAGCAUAGGCAAUAUAUUAAGCUCCCAAAAACACAAGAAGAUCAAUUCAAGUUGCUUAAGAACCGACAAUUGAGUUUGAGCCUGAUUCCUACUUCGAUAUCAACAAUCAGAUUCCUGUAAACUAAUUAUUCAGAAUGAUAAAUCCAUCUCCUGAUGCCAUGUAAUAAGAGCCAUAAUGA